AUGGUUCAACCGGUAUGGCGUGGUGCGACAGCAGAGGAAGCCCAUCUAAAGACGUACGGACAAAUGGAUAUCCCGGAGCCUGUUGGGAAUCCACAGAUUGAAGCGUUCUACAAUAGGCUACGCAACGAUGCUAGAGAUAUUACAAAUGCAGACAGUUCAUACAACCAGAGGAAGACGGCGCUGAAGGAUAUUGCCCAAAUUAUUAACGACCUAAAAAUUCUGAAAAUGGACAGGACAACUCUUGAGCUCUGGGACCGCGCUGAGAGUGUCACAAUGCACAGAAAGCGGCACAGGGCUGAUAAGAAGAGUUCAGUUCUCCCUUCUUCUAUAUUAAGUACACAAGAGGUGAUUAAGGCACUCAAGAGACCCACGAGUAGCGAGUUGGUCGAUGAGGCAAAUGAGCUGUUGACAUAUCUCAAGGACCACAAGGAGAUUCCAAAGGAUGUGUGUGAACUCAUUAUGGGGCAGAGGGGGGAUAUCAAGAACGCCCUGAAAGCCAGUCGUGCCGACGAGAGUCUACAUGAGCUGUGGGCAAAGAUUUCCGCCCUGACGAAGAAGGCCAAAACCACCAGCACUAGUAUACCUCUAACUACGUUACGUACCAAGACCAUACUAUUCCACGCAGUCACUAUUGGGGAGCAGCGUCCAAAAACAUGGACAGAAUGGAUACAAGGUCGGAUCACAAAGCACCCCAACCCCACAACCCAAAUCGCAAUCAACCCCACAACCCAAAUCGCAAUCAACCCCACAACCCAAAUCGCAAUCAACCCCACAACCCAAAUCGCAAUCAACCCCACAACCCAAAUCGCAAUCAACCCCACAACCCAAAUCGCAAUCAACCCCAGACCUCCAGGUCGUUCAUGUUGA
Messenger RNA from Sphaeroforma arctica JP610, 867 nucleotides. RefSeq lists its product as hypothetical. NCBI's taxonomy places the organism in Eukaryota, Ichthyosporea, Ichthyophonida. The record is from RefSeq and is a predicted model, not a curated record. The coding region runs from base 1 to 867 and encodes 288 amino acids. The transcript has 2 exons.